This is a messenger RNA of Durio zibethinus, 1891 nucleotides long. RefSeq lists its product as uncharacterized. Gene Ontology annotation, biological process: transmembrane transport. Lineage: Eukaryota; Viridiplantae; Streptophyta; Magnoliopsida; Malvales; Malvaceae. The record is from RefSeq and is a predicted model, not a curated record.
UAAUUAAAUAAUAAACUAUUUAAUAACAAAGUAUGUGAAUAAUGUAAAUUUUAAGAACAAAAACUAUAUCAAACCUCUAUGUUUUUUAAUUCUUUGGUAUUUUCUUAAAUAUUUUUUAUUAAUAUUUUUUAUAAAAAAAAAUAAAAAAUAAAGAAAGUGAUUGAAGAAAAGUUUGCCUUGAUAUAAAACGUCAAACAGAUCAACGGCUGCAGAUAACAAAGGACGUCUGUUCGGACUUGGCCGAGUUAGGUGAUGGUAAGAGAUAACAGAGGGAAACGACAUCGUACCACUUACCCUUCAAAAAAGCAUAAAAAAGAUUGAAAUUUUGAAGCAAAUAAACCAAGAAAAAUUCUUAAGAUUCUUAUUCAAGCUUUGUAUUUUUUUUUUCCUUUUUCUAUAAAACCAAGGCCUUGUAUUUUUUCUAUUAAAGUUUCAAUCUCUGAGUAAAUUUUGCAACUUUUUUUGGGUUUCGUUUAGAUAUGCAAACAGAAGCAAGAGUUGGGGUGGUAAAUCCAGGCCAUGGGGGAGGAGGGGGAAAUAGUGGGGUGGAGACAACAAGCUUGAAAUUUAAGCAGCAACAGCAAGAGUUAUUGCAAGCUCAAAAAACCCAGAUCGGGACUGUCUCUCAGUUGCUUGCUGGUGGGGUUGCUGGUGCUUUAAGCAAGACUUGCACUGCCCCUCUUGCUCGUCUCACCAUUCUCUUUCAGGUGCAAGGUAUGCACUCUGAUGCUGCAACAUUAAGAAAAGCUAGUAUAUGGCGUGAAGCAUCACGUAUUGUUGGCGAAGAAGGUUUCAGAGCCUUCUGGAAAGGAAAUCUGGUUACAAUUGCACAUCGUCUACCAUAUUCUUCUUUAAACUUCUAUGCCUAUGAGCAAUAUAAGAAGUUACUGUAUAUGCUUCCAGUGGUGGAAAGUCGUGAUGAAAAUAUUAGUGCCGACCUUUGCAUACAUUUUGUAGGUGGUGGCUUGGCAGGAAUUACUGCUGCCUCUGCUACUUAUCCACUGGAUCUUGUCAGAACACGUCUUGCAGCCCAGACAAAUGUUACAUACUACAGAGGCAUUUGGCAUGCUUUACAAACUAUUUUCAAAGAGGAGGGUGUUUUGGGCCUAUACAAGGGACUUGGAGCGACACUUUUAGGUGUUGGACCCAGCAUAGCUAUUAGCUUUUCUGUAUAUGAGGGCUUGAGGUCUUUCUGGCAGUCACAAAGGCCCCAUGACUCCACUGUCCUAGUCAGUCUAUCUUGUGGCAGUCUUUCAGGGAUUGCAUCGUCAACAGCAAUAUUUCCUUUGGAUCUCAUUAGAAGACGUAAACAGUUGGAAGGGGCUGGUGGACGACCACAAGUUUACACGACGGGGCUUUUUGGUACAUUUAAGCACAUAUACCAGACUGAAGGCCUCCGUGGUUUAUAUAGAGGGAUAUUGCCUGAAUAUUACAAAGUGGUGCCAGGUGUCGGUAUAUGUUUCAUGACAUAUGAAACAUUGAAGAUGCUUUUAGCAGAUAUUACCAGAAAAUUAUAGUUUGUCAUCGUAUCUCUUGAUGUUUGAUCUGCGACUGACAUGAUGGACUGGUUAAAUUGGUUAUAUGAUAGCACUCCACAGCACAUUUAACUUUCAUAGCUCUUCUUGCAGUGGCAAAUUUUGUGAUGCUGCUGUGAGAAGUAUACUUGUCCAUGUUAAGUAGAUGGAACUGUGACAUACAUUUCAGAAGUACCCAAUGAUGUUGUCUGCAUCUUUAAGGAUGCAAUACCAAUGGUGAUCAUCUUUGAAUACCCUUUUCCCAGGUUCAAGUUUUUACCAAAUUGCGUAAAUGACUGGCAUGUAUCAAUGCAUUUAUAACUUCAAAUUUUAGUAAUAAUUUAUCUUCUCUUACAGGAGAAAUCUUUCGUAAUUUU